AAAUCACGUGCUGCCUCUAUCUGCAUUAUGGGGUAGUAUGUUUUCAUCUUCCUCGCUUAAAAGCUGCCAUAACCCAACUGAUUUUUUAAAGCUAACCUAACUGAGUAAAGCAAACACUCCCAAAAACUAGUCUUCCAGAAUCCCAAAAUAAAAAUGCUUCCCCCUGGUAGCGGCACAGGCAUUUUCAUUCACAAUUCCCCAAAGGUUAUUCGCUUACUACUACAAGGAUGCACCAACAGGCCCUUCUACCACAUAGUGGUUAGUGUGACUAGAGCGCAUCAGAGCCGCCCCGUUAUCGAGCAGCUGGGCAGUUAUGAUCCCUUACCAAACCAGCACGACGAGAAACUGGUGGCGCUGAACUUUGAAAGAAUCAGAUACUGGAUCGGAAAUGGGGCCGCCAUCACAACCCCUGUAGCACAGCUGUUAGGGCUGGCCGGAUUUUACCCAAUACACCCCACCAGCUACAUGCAAGCGUGGAGAAACAGGCGCACUUUAGGGGAGAAGGAACACAAAGUUCCAGAGGAACCACAAGAAAAGUUAGAAGAGACUGCCAGCUAAUAUGGGACUUAGUAAGACUCAGGUGUUUUAGUCUAUAGCAUUUUUAAGUAUAUACGUGUGGAAAUAGAUGCGAUAAAUAAUCCCCAA
Molecule: messenger RNA, 645 nt
Organism: Dendroctonus ponderosae (mountain pine beetle)
Lineage: Eukaryota; Metazoa; Arthropoda; Insecta; Coleoptera; Curculionidae
Gene: mRpS16
Product: probable 28S ribosomal protein S16, mitochondrial
Exons: 2
Coding region: 154-558 (134 amino acids)
Biological process (GO): mitochondrial translation
Cellular component (GO): mitochondrial small ribosomal subunit; ribosome
Molecular function (GO): structural constituent of ribosome
Source: RefSeq, a predicted model, not a curated record